AUGACCCUCGAGCAAAUCCAAGAAUUUGAAGCAAUGAAAGCUAAGAAUGCGACACUUCUAGCACAACUCGAGUUAUAUAAACAACAAGCUAAUCAAAGGAAUGCUCAACUUGUGGUAGUUCAAAUGGGUUGUGAGACUUGUGAUAGGCACGAUCACUCGGAAAUGGAUUGCCCCGUUCUACAUCAAAACUCAAAUGAGCAAGUCAACUAUGUCAAUAGACAAAGGAGGAGCAAAUUUUCAAGGAGGAAACCGUGGUCCACCAAACCAAACCAAGGCAACUUCAACAACUAUCGACCACAACAUCCUCCCGGUUUUCAGCAAAAUCAGAAUGCGGAUGAAGGGAGAAAAAUUGAUAAGCUUAUUGAGGAAGUUCGAUCCGGUUUUAAGAACCAAGCUUCCGUCAAUCACCAUCUCGAGACUCAAAUCUCUCUACUUGCCAUCUCGCUUCAAAAUAGAGCUCAAGGUGGUCUACCAUCUACAACGGAAUCAAAUCUAAGGGAGCAAGUAAAUGCCAUUGAACUUCGAAGCGGGAAAGAACUUGAUGAUCCACACGCAAGUAAAGAGAGUACAAUUGGUAUUCCACCAAGCACGAAUGAGGAGGAAGUAACCGAACUUCCUUAUGUCAAACCGCCACCUCCUCCUCCAUUCGUGCCGAAAGUCCCUUUUCCGGGACGAUUAAAGAAGACGCCGGACAACCAAAAAUUCCAUAAAUUUCUAAAAAAAUUCAAGAAACUCCAAAUCAACAUAAGCUUUGCGGAUGCCUUGCGUGAGAUGCCUCAAUACGUGAAAUUUCUCAAAGAGAUCAUAACGAAGAAAAGGAGUUGGGACAACAAAGGCUCAAUUUCUCUAACGGAAAAUUGUAGUUCACUCAUCCUUAGUGACUUGCCCACCAAGCUUAAGGACCUAGGGAGUUUUACAAUUCCUUGCAAAAUAGGCGAUUUAAAUUCAAUUAAUUGUCUAUGUGAUUUUGGGGCAAGUAUAAAUCUAAUGCCUUUGUUUCUUUUCAGGGAUAUUUUUGGUGAUCAAACUUUGAAGCAAACAUCGAUGAUGCUUCAAUUGGCGGACCAUUCACUAAAAAAACCCUACGGAGUAGUGGAAGAUGUUUUAGUUAAAGUAGACAAAUUCAUCUUUCCCGUGGAUUUUUUCGUACUUGAAUAUGCGGCGGAUAAAACAUGCCCUAUGAUUCUUGGGCGUCCCUUCAUGAACACGGGAAGGGCAUUGAUAGUUGUGCACGCCGGAAGACUCACUUUGCAUAUCGAUGACGACAAAGUGGAGUUUGAUAUGAAACGGAUCAUGUUAAACACUUUUGAAGAGGAAGAAUGCAUGAGAUUGGAUAUGAUUGAUGGAAUCGUGGAAGAACUCUUCCUGGUUUCAAAAGUCACAUUCCAUUCCGAUGAGACACAUGAGACCACCGGCGAAGAAUAUUCCAAGGAAGAUGAGCCGAAAGCCGAAAAUUUGUUUAGAAGAGAAAGUGUCACACCACCUUCUUCAAUUACUCCACCAAAAGUUGAGCUAAAAACACUACCAUCUCACUUACGGUAUGCGUUUCUAGGCGACAACAUGACACUUCCCAUCAUCAUCUCAAACAACUUGUCAGAAACACAAGAAGUAAGGGUUAUUAAAGUGGUGAAAUAA
Messenger RNA from Mercurialis annua (annual mercury), 1635 nucleotides. RefSeq lists its product as uncharacterized. Lineage: Eukaryota; Viridiplantae; Streptophyta; Magnoliopsida; Malpighiales; Euphorbiaceae. Bases 1 to 1635 code for a protein of 544 amino acids. The transcript is spliced from 2 exons. The record is from RefSeq and is a predicted model, not a curated record.